UUGGGUGAGCCAAGAUCAGGAAAUAUUACUAGUUCCAUAUUAUCAUUUAUCAAAGACACAGUGUGCAAAUAGGAUUUAGAUCUCUUGUUUUGUUUUGAUUUAUUUGGUUUUGUUUGAAUUGUUUUGUUAUAUUUUAUUUUUUAUAUUUUAUUCAUUUUUCUUUAAAAAGAUCCCCAAUGAACUGCACCUCGGUCCAGUAGAUGGCGGUAAUACACUUAGCUUGUAAACUGCCAUAAAACACAACAGAAGAAGAAGAAGAAGUUCAGGCGGCCAUCUUGCCACAGCCAAGCUUUCUAGCGGGAUCUGUGGUACCUGAGGAGAUUGCUGACUUUAUUGCCAGUGAAGAUGCCAGACGUUUGUGCAGCCUACAGAUGCUCUAAUCGCCGCUGUCUCGAAACGAGAACCCGUGGGAUCACCUUUCACCUGUUUCCCAAAACUGGAGAGAGGAGGAGGAAGUGGGAAGUUGCCCUAAGAAGGGACAGUUUUGCUGCCUCUGACAGGACACUGCUCUGCAGUGAGCACUUCAGGAGUGAGGACUUUGACAGGACGGGGCAGACUGUCCGGCUUAAAGAUGGUGUUGUGCCAACCAUUUUCAACUUUCCAGCUGAUCUUCAAAGGUCAGUAGCAACAAGAAGCACAACUACUUCUAGUAGAGCGGAUGACAACCUGCCAAUGGACUUGAUGCCUGAUGUUGGAGCCACUGGAGAGAGGAGACUGAGGUGCAAGCGGCAGGCCACUGACCACUUAUAUGCAUUGCCUGCUUCCCCUAAGGCUAUAAAGGCCAAACUUGAAGAAGCUUCAGCGAGAGUGAGGAAACUGCAGCGGGAGAAGAGUAAUGCCUUGAGGAGAGAAAAGAGGGCCAAGAACAACAUGCAGGCUCUUCUGGAGGAACAGUUUUUUUCAUAAUGGUAUGUAUUGCAUUGUUAUGAAUUGAUUCAAGGAGGUUUAGUGUCAUAAAAGUAAUUUUAAGGAUCCUAAACCUCACACUGAUUAUACUUUAAGGUCA
Molecule: messenger RNA, 1006 nt
Organism: Clupea harengus (Atlantic herring)
Lineage: Eukaryota; Metazoa; Chordata; Actinopteri; Clupeiformes; Clupeidae
Product: THAP domain-containing protein 6-like
Exons: 5
Coding region: 346-906 (186 amino acids)
Source: RefSeq, a predicted model, not a curated record